GCGCCCUUUCUGCUGAUCUUAGCACGAUGGACGAGUUUCUCAUUCCACCCUACGGCUGUGGAGGGUAUCCUGGCUAUUUCCCAUUUUAUCCCAGCAAUCCCAAAUUCAAGCAGCAAAACUGGAACAGAAAGGGAAACAAUGUUUACGUGCCGCCAGAUGCCCCAGAUUAUUUUGACGUUUAUAAGCGUGCUCAGUUAAAAGCGAUAUUAUCUCAGGUGAACCCUAACCUGACCCCGCGCCUCCGCAAAGCCAACACUAGAGAGUUUGGUGUGCAGGUAAACCCUAAAGUAGAUGUCACCGUGCAGUGCUCUCUCGGACCCAAAACUCUAUUUUAUCGCGGAGAUAAAUGGGGGUCUCCUCGGUCGCCGUCUCCAAGUCCUUUUAAAGUUACGCUACCCAGCACUCCGGUAAACUCCGUGCGCUUUAACAGACCCGUCGCCAUCUACUCUCCUGUCUUCGACCGCAGGAUCUUCUCAUUGUCCACCACCACUGCCAGUGAAAGUAAGAACGGCGGUGGGAAUGAGAGUAAAGAUGAGAACAUAAAUGCGGAAAGCGAGACGGACGAUGAGAAAUGCAAACGGGAUGAAAUGAUGCAAAACGAAGCGCGGCAAGAGAAGACCGUUGUUCAACGAAACAAACGCUCCAAUUUUCAGUUUCUAGAGCAAAAAUAUGGAUUUUAUCACUGCAGUAAGUGCAAUAUUCGAUGGGAAAGUGCAUUUGUGUGGUGCAUCUCGGGAACCUCCAAGGUGUACUUCAAGCAACACUGCAGGAAGUGCCAGGCAGGACUAAAUCCAUAUAGGGUGGAAUCCAUUCAGUGCCAGGUUUGUUGCAAGACGCGCUGCUGCUGUGAGCAAAAGCAGAGGCACAUUGACAUGCGCCGUCCUCACCGCCAGGAUCUGUGUGGCCGCUGUAAGGGGAAAGGCCUUUCCUGUGAUACUAUCUACAGUUUCAAGUACAUAGUCUGAUUGUUCAGGUCUAUCUGAUGUCUUUUAGAAUCUGUAUAUGUGGCCCAAGAGAUGUAUUGGGUGGGAUGUAUUUUUGUAUUCCAAUAAAUUAAUAAAAUUAAUAAAGUAUUGCAGCAUA
This is a messenger RNA of Misgurnus anguillicaudatus (oriental weatherfish), 1083 nucleotides long. It is a transcript of the gene zar1l, whose product is annotated as zygote arrest 1-like. Gene Ontology annotation, cellular component: cytoplasm. Gene Ontology annotation, biological process: translation. Lineage: Eukaryota; Metazoa; Chordata; Actinopteri; Cypriniformes; Cobitidae. The record is from RefSeq and is a predicted model, not a curated record.